AUGUAUAAUUUAUUCUCAGAUGGACCAGAAAAUAUAAAUUUGAAAACAUCCCCUUCUCAGAAUUACUACGUGAAAGGAUCAAACAUCACCUUCUUCUGCUCAGCUGUCUCCAGUCCUACUGCCCAGUUCACAUGGUUUCUGAACAGAACCCAGCUGCCUGAUACUGGACCAGAACUCAGACUGACCAACAUUCAGACGAGUCAGAGUGGAGACUACAGCUGUCAGGCCUUUAACACCAAGACUCUGAGAUAUCAGACAUCUCAGCCCUUAGCUCUUACUGUACUAGUUUCAGAUAAUUCUGAAGAGUGUGGACGUCUUUCACCUGCUGCCAUUACAAGAAUAAUGAUUGCGUGUGUCCUGGUGUUUGGAGGAGUUUUAGCCGGAGGACUUUGUAUUUGUGUAAUUGAGAGCAAAUUACUUUACUUCAGUAGAAGUGACAGCAGCACUCAACGACAUAAAACAGAACACAGAGACCCUGUGUAUGAGAACAAUCAUGUGGCUCCUCAGGCUUUGUCUCUUGCUCCAGGGACACGUGGUUAAGUGGAGACUGUUCUGUGUUGAACUGGUGACGUGACCAGACUGAACUGUUCCACCUCCAACAGGAAACAAUUUUCCUGUCAAUAGCAGUACCUAACAGAUCUGAAUGUGCUCCAACCAGAUAAUUAGUCCCUUGUCUUUUAAAAUGAGGAACAUCACAGCAGGACGUGAACUGCUACAGUAUGUACUGUUACAGAACUAACGUUCUUCUUUCUUCUGCUAAAUGUACAGGUGAUUUUAAGGAUGUAGAUUUCACGUCUACUAUAUUGCAGCUGUGGAGCUGAUUAUUAACAAUCAUGCUUACUACAUGUAUUUUACAGUGCAUACAUACUGUAGUGUGGAAGCAUUUGUGUAUUGAACCAUUCUGGCCUUUCAGGUUCUGUGAUUUAUAAUAGAUUCAGUUUCUGAAUUAUUACAUGAUGUUUACAAUAUUCAUACAUAGUUAACAGCAAUGUUUUAUUGUUGUUAUUGUAUUUGGAUCCAUACUAAUGGUUAUUACACCCACAGUAGCUAUUGUACUGUAAAUAAUUGUGUACUGGGUGUAUUUAAGUCAACCUGAAAUAUGAAU
Betta splendens (Siamese fighting fish) is the source of this 1105-nucleotide messenger RNA. Its product is annotated as carcinoembryonic antigen-related cell adhesion molecule 6-like. Bases 1 to 540 code for a protein of 179 amino acids. NCBI's taxonomy places the organism in Eukaryota, Metazoa, Chordata, Actinopteri, Anabantiformes, Osphronemidae. The transcript is spliced from 4 exons. The record is from RefSeq and is a predicted model, not a curated record.